This is a messenger RNA of Trematomus bernacchii (emerald rockcod), 1236 nucleotides long. RefSeq lists its product as uncharacterized. Gene Ontology annotation, molecular function: aspartic-type endopeptidase activity. Gene Ontology annotation, biological process: proteolysis. The record is from RefSeq and is a predicted model, not a curated record. Lineage: Eukaryota; Metazoa; Chordata; Actinopteri; Perciformes; Nototheniidae. The coding region runs from base 1 to 1236 and encodes 411 amino acids. The transcript has 2 exons.
AUGGUGCACGAAAAUGCUAAUGUUUCCGCCUGUAUGGAGGCUUUCGGGGUGGCUGAAGAGUGGGCUGCGGAGCCCGCAAGCACCCAGAGUAAAGCACAGAGGUUUAACCAGCAGUGGUCGCCUAACAGAGCUAAACCUGUACAAAUGAACUCUAGAGAAGUCAUCUGCCACAACUGCUCUGGUGUGGGGAACAUACAAAGGAACUGUCCCUCUUCCCGAAAACGCAAACAGCAUGCACCUAAUAACACUCCAGCUCCUGACUCAGGUACGGUGGUCACAUGCAAUAAAGGCUCUGAUGAUGACAUGAGUAUCCGGAUACUGAUACAGGGACAUGAACUGUGUGCUCUGCUCGACUCUGGCGCUCGGAGGAAUGUACUCCCCCUCCGCCACUUCAACGCCAUUCCUGUUGAAUCGAGGCCUCAAAUCCAGCCAUCCAUCGUACAAGUAUUACAAGGCAUCGGUCCCGAGGGCAUCGCUGUCCGAGGGGAAGUCAACCUGCCAGUUCAAGCCGGAAGCAAGGUAACCAAUGUGAACUUUAUUAUAGCAGACACAGCUGAAAAUACAGAGGUUAUCCUGGGGCACCCUUUUCUGCUGCAGUCACAUGCUCACUUGGACUAUGGUCGCAGGGAAAUCACCCUCUUCGGUGAGAGAGUGCCUCGCUCAAAACCCAGCAGACAGCCUGAAGUGCACCUCGUCAGGGUAUCCCGCACAACAGUAUUGGAGUCGGGGUGUGAGUAUGUGGUGCCUGGUACUGCCCGCCUCCGCUCUGCUGUUAACAAAGAUAUGAUGCUGACCCCCACUAAAGGCUUUGUUGAGAGACAGCACGUCCUGGCAGCCCACAUUGUUGUACAGACCCGGCAUUCCUCCAACAUUCCCAUGCGGAUUUACAAUCCUGGUCCUGCAUCUGUUACUCUGAAGAGAGGGGUGGUGGUCGGAGUUCUUCAGCCAGCGGAGGUGUUGGGAGAAGUGGAUCUCCAUCCGACCAAGUCCCCAGUAACAUCAGACCCCAAUGACUUUCCUGUUAUAUCUGUGCCCAGUCAUCUACAGGACAUGUAUGCAGAGAGCUGUGCUCACCUGUCUGAGGAGGACAGAGCCGGGCUAGCUCACGUGCUACGGAGGUUCGGUGAUGUCUUCUCCACCGGGCCCACUGACCUUGGCCGCACCAGCUUAGUGCAGCACGACAUACAGACUACUCCUGGGCAGCCUGUGAAGCAGCCGCCACGCAGAAUGGCCUGA